Molecule: messenger RNA, 1155 nt
Organism: Peniophora sp. CBMAI 1063
Lineage: Eukaryota; Fungi; Basidiomycota; Agaricomycetes; Russulales; Peniophoraceae
Source: the annotation of a GenBank genome assembly
AUGCCCAGAGAUCACCCCUCCAACUCUACGGGUUUCUUUCGCGAUCCUCCGGAGUUCGGGCCGUCGCCAGGGCAAGUGUGGAGGAUUCGCGAAUCUCUGAUGUUGCCUCUUGUGGAGUGGCUGAAGGCCCGGACGAAAGACACUCACGGUGUGGACGCUUUGACCUUCAAGACUUGGGUCGACGAGCAUGGAUGUAAAGAGAACCCCCGACCAUGUCUCCUCACGGCUACCUUUAGCAAGCUAACACCGCAAGCGUAUCUGAUGGGCACGUUCAAUAAUGGGUCCAUCGACCGUCUAAAGCUCCUCAUCGAUAUCUUCACUGUCGAAAUCGACCCUGCAGACCCAACUUCAUCCUCGCAUCAUCUACACGCCACACCACGCUGGCCACAGGCCAAACGUCAGUUCUUGAUACUGCUGCCGAUUACCACGAAAGGCCUGGUGCCUCCAGGGCUCCCGGAGUCUAAGAAUCAAGGCUACUUGCUGGACCGCUGGCAAGAGACGCUUGCGUGUCAACAGUAUGGCUUCCCUGCUCUGCAACUUAGGCGGCUCGAGGACCUUCAGACCGCGAGGAUGUCCCAGUGGAACGACAAGGUGAUGCCGGAGUUCAAGCUCAAACACAUCAAGGAUUUCAAAACUUGGCUUGUGCAGUCAUAUCGCCGUGCAGACUUUGAGUAUAGCUCUGAUCCAACGCAAAGUGGCCCGUCAGUGGCCCAGCAGCCUUUACCUUCGGUGCAGAACCUGCGAACAAAGUCCAUCAGGUUUGAUACAUUACCUAUCGGUUCUAGUGCUUCGCGGCGUCUCAGUCGGGCCUCUUCUACAACCGCAGAGUCAUCGUCGCCACCACGCACACCACCGCAAGCUCCAGCUGUACUCGACGACGCCCGUAUCGUGAGCGCGGACACCACAGAUCCUUCCUUGUCUGCCGUCUCUGCCCUGCAUGUGCAGAAACCUCCAAAGGCUAAGUCCUUCAAGCUUCCUUUCGGACUAGGGAAGAGCAAGCGUCGCGCACCCGAUACCGUCUCGCAGAAGUCACUGUCCAUCAAUGUCCCGCCGCCCACGCUGAGGAUUAUCGCUACACCACCCGCAUCCCCUGUGAAGCCCAUGUCGCGGAAGGAGAAACGCCGUAGUCUACACCGCGAGUCGGGUCGCUCGUAA